AACGACCACAAAAUAAUAACAAGCAAAAAAUCGCAACUGUCUUAAGCCUUUUUUUAAUCCAACAAAACCAAUCUCUCAUUUGUUCUUCUGCAUAAUCUCUCACACACUUCUAUUUCUCCCUCUCCUUGUCACAAGGAAAGGGCGUAGAAGAACCAAAACCUAAACAAAAGAGCAAUAAUAACUCAUUAAAAAACCAAAACCAAAAAAAAACAAAAUGGGUGUCAAAAUGUUAUUAAUCUUUGGUCUCUUGAUCUUAGCUAUGGUAGCUAAAUCCGUCAAUGCAACCUACCCUUUAACCAAAUCUUGCAUCAACGGGCAAGGUUGCAUCGGGGAAGACGAUGAGCUCGAAUCUCUAAUGGAUUCAGAGACAAACCGUCGUCAACUCGCAAGAGGACGUCGUUACAUUGGCUACGAUGCUCUCAAAAAGAACAAUGUGCCUUGCAGUAGACGUGGCCGAUCCUACUACGAUUGCAAGAAGAGAAGAAGGAAUAAUCCUUACAGGCGUGGAUGCAGUGCCAUCACGCAUUGCUAUAGGUACGCUCGCUAAAUGAUAGAGAGGAAGAGAUUUGAUUCAACAACGUACGUUCGUAUCUUCAUUCUUCUUUCUUGAUCGUUAAUAUUAAUUGCCUCUCCUUACUUCCAUCUUUUUUUUUUUUCAUUCUUUCUUAACGUAUCCUAUGUUAUACGUAUGAUCUAUAUAUUCUUUUUUGUUCUUUAUAUAAUCAUCAUGAUGCAUAUAAGCUUUUGAUUCAUUGGUAUAUCACUUACUUUUCCUUUGUUGUUGUCCUUUUUUAUUUCGUUUCGUUCAUAUAAUUAAGUUCCGUUUUGUCUAUUAUAUACAUCAUGAUGUUUUAGUAUUUUACAAUUAAGCAUUAAUUUGUUUUAAGACGAGGGAUCAAAUGAGACCUAUUUCUUCUUUUAUAUCUUCUUUUGUAUUUUAUCUCGAAACAAACGUUGCAGAUUAAGUUGAGAUUGUUAAUGAUGGAUCCAACCCGAUCGGAAUAAGAAAUCGAAAAUAUGUUAAUGAAAGAAAGUCCCACAUCGGAAGUUGGAGGAAUUAUGAAGUGAUAUAUAAAGGGUUAGGGUCACUCCACCUAUUGCCAAUUGGUUUUAGGUUGGAAGCCGAUAUUUAAACCCAAUUCUAUCAAAAUAAUUUCUUAUUUUAUCAACAAAAUGCCGCACUGUACCUUGGAUUAAAUGAGAAAUAAUUUGAGGUCUCUUGCUUAAAUUUCCAAGUCG
Arabidopsis thaliana (thale cress) is the source of this 1239-nucleotide messenger RNA. RefSeq names its product ralf-like 4 (gene RALFL4). The transcript has a single exon. Bases 215 to 547 code for a protein of 110 amino acids. NCBI's taxonomy places the organism in Eukaryota, Viridiplantae, Streptophyta, Magnoliopsida, Brassicales, Brassicaceae. The record is from RefSeq and is marked reviewed. Gene Ontology annotation, cellular component: extracellular region.